Messenger RNA from Anarrhichthys ocellatus (wolf-eel), 3335 nucleotides. It is a transcript of the gene grsf1, whose product is annotated as G-rich RNA sequence binding factor 1. NCBI's taxonomy places the organism in Eukaryota, Metazoa, Chordata, Actinopteri, Perciformes, Anarhichadidae. Gene Ontology annotation, molecular function: RNA binding. The transcript is spliced from 10 exons. The record is from RefSeq and is a predicted model, not a curated record. Bases 220 to 1416 code for a protein of 398 amino acids.
ACAAAGCGUUUAGUCGUUAGCUCGUUAGCUCCGUUAGAACUCUCGAGCUCUGCCCUUGACUGACCCACGUGAGUCAGUCUAGCUUCCUAUAGCCCCAUGCUAAGCCAGUAGCUUAACCAACUAGCUAAAUUAAGAGGGAAACUGACUUAAAACGACUUGUUUUAUCUCCUUAUUUCACGCUAAAAGACCGGACCUGACACCCUGCUAGGCUAGGCGAACAUGUCGCGCAACAGUAAAUCUCUGUUGUCUCUACUGCAGCGGUGUGUCGCAGUCAGACAAGUAACUUUACAGACAGGUAUUAAAACAAGAUGCAGCAGCGUGUUCUCGGGCAGGUGCGUGUUCACUCAGGAGCCGACAUGGACACCAACAACCCGGGCAGUCUGUCAGCUGCAGUCCGCAGUGAGAAGUAGCCAGUACCGCUUCUGUACCAAGGCAGGAGCACCUUGUGAGGACGACUACCCGCCGCUGCCGGUCUACCCGACUGAUCCAGAACCAGAGAAGAAGGAGGUGUACAUCAUGCAGGUGAAGGGUCUCCCCUGGUCCUGCUCGGCUCAGGACCUCCUGCAGUUCUUCUCAGAGUGUAGGAUACGUGACGGGGUGAAGGGGAUCCAUCUCACCGUGGACCGGGUGGGGAGGCCGUCGGGACAAGCCUUCAUCGAGAUGGAGCACGAGGAGGACGUCAGCAAAGCUCUGGAGAAGCACCGGCAGUACCUCGGCCCGCGAUACGUGGAAGUGUAUGAAGUGACGAACAGCGACGCGGAAACCAUCCUGAAGAAAGCCGUCCAGGCUCCAGCUGAGAGCAGCGUGGUGCGUCUCAGAGGUCUCCCCUUCUCCUGCACCGAGGACGACAUCGGACAGUUUUUCUCGGGUUUGGACAUCAUGGAGAAUGGGAUCACCAUCGUCACGGACCGCAAAGGAAGAAACUCUGGAGAGGCCUUUGUGCAGUUUUCCUCCCAAGAAGCAGCUGACAAAGCUCUGCAGAGAGACAGAGAUGUUAUCGGAAACAGAUACAUCGAGGUGUUUCCCAGCAGAAGGGAGCAGAUUUAUUCAAGCUGGAUGAAGAAGACGAGUUCAGCUUCUCCUCACGCCGGCCCUCAGUCAGCAAACAGGACUGCCUUUGCCUCACAGAACAAAACUGGAUCCGCUCAGAGCUCGGCUCUGCUGCGCCACUACAUCCACAUGAGAGGACUUCCCUUCCAGUCGUCCGGAGAAGACAUUGUUAAGUUCUUCUCUCCUCUAGCUGUGUCUAAGAUCCUGAUUGAAUGCGGUUCUGAAGGGAGGCCGAGCGGAGAGGCCGAAGUUUACUUCAGUUGCCACCAGGACGCCUUGACCGCCAUGUCCAGAGACAGGAUGUACAUAGGAGAAAGAUACAUCGAGUUAUUCCUGAACUCUGACCCAGAAUCUGACAGGAGGUGAACACACACGCAGGACGAUUGUAUUUAUUUUCCAGCCUGACUUGGACAUCGAACAAUAAACAUUCUGGUGUCAAAAGACAAACUUCAUCGCCUUCACUGUCUCUAUCCAACAAGAGGGAGUUCAUUACAGUCCGAGAUCGACGUAAACAACUUAUAAUAAAGAGCAUUCCACUGAGUCAUUGUAGUGAAGAUGACAAACAUUAAAAUAUGGAACAAAAUGCUGUUUACUUGUUUGUUUCGACACCUAGAAGAGAGAAAUCAUCAGAUAAUGUGAAGCUGAGCGGUACAGCAGAGUCAUGACAUGUCUCAGAACAUUUAUUUAUUAUUUCCACAUAUUAGUCUGAGGAUUUAAUUCUGUAAAUCAAAAGAGCAGUUUUGGAAAACUGUUGAAUGUGUCGUUAAUUCUAUUUCUCAUAAUCAAACGUGCAUAUAGCCAUUUAUUUACUUAUGUUGUACCAGCUGGAGUUGGCCAAUCAAAUCACUUCAAAAUGAAGAGGUUUUAAUUGUCUUUUCUCUUAAGAAGUAUUCAAUAAACUAAUAAGUUAUGCUACAAAAUUAGCUUUGAAAGUGAGUGGUGUGUUUUUAUGAAAUAUAGAAAGGUUAAUUAAAGAGGGGAUGCAUCUUUAAAACACUUAACUAUCCACUUAUGAGUAUUUUCUCUAACGAGCAAAAUAAGUUUAACAGAAUAAACAAAUCACAUCCUUCACAAUAUAAAAAAGUCCUUUUAGUUCAGAGGAGCUGAGGAUUAUCUGUGAAACAUGUUAAAAUAAUCCAGAGUCACACACCAGUAACAUUUAAUAAAAGUUUAUUGUUGAUCUAAGAAGCAUUUCCAUCUGGCGGGUUAAUUAGCUUCAACAAGAACGACUAAGCUGGAUUUACUGAGCGUCUAACUAUUCUUCAUAUGAAUCAACACAACAUAAAAUCAGCUGUUAUAAAGAUGCACGGAGCGUCCACUGCAAGCCAGUCAGGCGGAGAGCCAUGCAUUUAAAAGUGCCGUAAUAUGAUGAGACUAGAAUCUAAAUAUCUCAAUGUUUAGAAUUUAGUCCGAGUCUGAUGUGACAGCUACAGUAGCCACAUUAUUUUACCCAGAAUACUCCGCUUUGUAAACUUGAAGGAACAGGCUGAUAUUUUGGGACAUUUGCAGAGAUCUAGAUCACUUUCAUAUUGAGAGUGGAUUCAAUCUAACUCAACAAGACCGAGACUAAGACUAGAUGAACUCUAGCAGUCUGGGAUCACAAUGUGAUUUAUCUUGAAUACUUUUCUGCUCUUAACUUCUGCAUUUACAGUUUUACAAUCUUCAUAACUCAUGACACUGAGUGCAUCUCUAAUGUAUAUUUAUCAUUGUUUACUUAGAGUAUAAAAUGCUUUCUGACCGCACACGUCUUCCACAAAAUGCUAACAUGUUUAAUAUCAUAGUAUGAUAUAAUAUUUGGUCAGAGAGUAUUUGGGAUAAUUGAUGUUUGUCAGCAUCAGAGGCCACUUUGAGAAAGAGUGAUAAUUCAUGCUUCACCCGAGUGAAACAGUUCAUCACAUAUACGGAUCUAUAUAUGAUUAAUAGCUGCGUUAUAGUGAAACACAGGUGUCCAUUUUUUUCCUUUUUCAUCUUUUAAAACUAAAUUAUUUAAAAUAUAUAAUGUCAGUUGACCCUUUUAAUCAAUAAUCCACUUAGUGGACAUCGUGGAAAGUCAGUUUCUCUUUUUUUAAACGCAUGAGAGGAUUCCAGUUGUUUUUUUUACAGCUUUUUAAAUGCAGGUUUUCACGAAAGCAGCUAAACAUUUUCAGCCAGAAAGAAAGAAUUAUGGCGACACCAGCGCAUGAAAACCUGCAUCCAGACGGCUCUCAGUGGCAAAUGUCUUUACAUCACUAACCUAAAGUAACUGAAAGAAGUUCAGGACUCCAUCGGGUCUUUCAUAACGCCUC